AUUUCACUUAAAAAAAUUAUUGCCUAUUGAACACAUUCCUUUGAAUGCCUUGAUAGUUGAUAGCCUUCACGGCUUCACCAGGAAGAACCAACUACCAAAGCUUUCAAUAGAUUUCCCCGAGUUGAAAUUUGGACUUUCAGUGAAGAUGAUGAUGAUGUGUUCCGGCAGCGGCUCUGCAACUCCACUUACCCGAUUGUAUCAUCUUCCUCGCCGCGCUUUCUACCUUCCUCCCAUUUCCCGCACUAUCCGUCUCCAGAACGAUGCGCUUCGUCCGGAGAAUCUGACGGCGCGCAACUACUCUUCCUCCGCUCUGCCUUUCGAUCGCUCGCCUCCGCCCAUUGAUCACGACCUUAUCGAUGACAAAAUUGAGACCUAUGUUAAUGAUGCUGAUGAGGAGGCCUUAAGUGCAGUUGAAAAUGGAGUUGCGGUAGGUGCCUAAUCUGCUCCAGGUUUUCUCAUGUUUUUCUAAAACUAGGACAAAGUCUUGAAAGGGAUUGUAAGUUGAGUUUGAGUUUAAGGAUUAUAAGUUGUUUUUCUAGUAGGAUCAGUUUGAACUGCAUUUUUGUCUGAUUGAAUGUUUUAUAUUCAUUGCAAAAACUGUUGAAAUUGUUGCACACUUGAGUGACAGAAAAUACUAGGGCUCUGCUGGAUGGUAACAAUUAACAUAACAACCUGUAGUGGAUAGUUCUUCUAGUUUACAUAUGCUUUCUGUUGAAUUAUGAUUGAUAAGGAAGAAUUUGACAUUUAUGUUUUAGGUCGUGGAUCUUUCACAUUAUGGUCGGAUAAGAGGUAACAUUGUUCUUGCAUUUCUGUAUU
Cuscuta campestris is the source of this 816-nucleotide messenger RNA. The record is from the annotation of a GenBank genome assembly. Lineage: Eukaryota; Viridiplantae; Streptophyta; Magnoliopsida; Solanales; Convolvulaceae.